Molecule: messenger RNA, 1884 nt
Organism: Ostreobium quekettii
Lineage: Eukaryota; Viridiplantae; Chlorophyta; Ulvophyceae; Bryopsidales; Ostreobiaceae
Source: the annotation of a GenBank genome assembly
AUGGCCACGAGCGAAAAGAAAAAAGAGGCGUUCCGGGCGACCUUGACCACCGUCCUGGAGCGCCGCCUGUUCUUCAUCCCCUCCUUCAAGAUCUACGGCGGUGUGAAGGGGCUGUACGACUUUGGUCCGCCGGGCUGUGCCAUCAAGCAGAACAUCACGCGGUUCUGGAGGGAGCACUUCGUCCUGGAGGAAGCCAUGCUGGAGGUGGAGUGCCCAGCGGUGACGCCCGAGGUGGUGCUGCAGGCGUCUGGCCACGUGGAGCGUUUCACAGACUUCAUGGUCACAGACAUGAAAACAGGUGAAUGUUACCGCGCGGAUCACUUGCUAGAAGCCGCCCUGGAGGCGUUGCUGGAUGACCCUAAGUCGACACUCUCUGAAGAGGAGCGCAAGGAAGUUGCUGACACCCUGGCUUCUGUUGAGGAGUUGGACUGUGAGGCCCUUGGGGCUACCAUGACUAAAUACGGAGUGAAGGCGCCCGAUACCAAGAAUGACAUUUCAGCGCCGUUCCCAUUCAAUUUGAUGUUCAAAACAUCCAUCGGACCAAAAGGGGACAUGGUUGGGUACUUGAGGCCUGAGACUGCGCAAAACAUUUUUGUGAAUUUCAGGGACCUCCUAUACUACAAUGGUGGGAAGCUCCCAUUUGCAGCAGCUCAAAUAGGACAGUCCUUCCGGAACGAGAUCUCCCCUCGGGCGGGCCUCCUGCGGGUACGAGAAUUCACACAGGCUGAGAUCGAGCACUUCCUUAAUCCCAGCGACAAAAACCAUCCCAAGUUCAGCAACAUCAAGGACCUCACCGCUCCGCUGUUCUCCCGGGAGCUGCAGAAAUCGGAAGAGAAGGCGCCCAAAGAGAUGAGCUUUGGCGACGCCGUGGCGCAGAAGAUGAUAGCCAACGAGACCCUGGCAUAUUUCAUGGCUCGGACGUUCCUGUUCAUGCAGAACAUCGGCAUCGACACGAGCAGGUUGCGGUUCAGACAGCACUUGGAGCACGAGAUGGCACACUAUGCAGAAGACUGCUGGGACUGCGAGCUGCACAGCAGCUACGGCUGGGUGGAGUGCGUGGGCCUGGCAGACCGCUCCGCCUUUGACUUGCGUGCGCACUCAGCCAAAAGCAAGACUGACCUUGUGGCCCAUGAGAAGUUCUCUGAGCCAAGGAUGGAGGAGGUACUGGAAGUGAAGCCCAACAGGAAGGAGCUGGGUGUGAAGUUCAAGACAGCCAUGAAGGCGAUCGUGGAACAGCUGGCUGCAAUGUGCGAAGAAGACUCGAUGGCUGUGAAGGCUAAAUUUGAUGCUGGUGAGACUGCAUCAAUAACAGCUGAUGGCAGUGAAUAUGAGUUGACAGCAUCCAUGGUGGAGAUCAAGAGGACCAUGAAGAAGGUCAGUGGCCGGACCUUCACCCCGUCUGUCAUCGAGCCUUCCUUUGGCAUCGGAAGGAUUAUCUACUGCCUUCUGGAGCAUGCUUUCUACUCCCGAGAGGGCGAGGGCAAUGAGGCGCGCACCGUGUUCCGCUUCAAGCCCCUCGUUGCACCCGUCAAGGCCACCGUCUUCUCCCUCAUGCAGCGCGAUGAGCUCAACGACGCCGCCCGCGCCCUCUCGGCCGCCCUCACCGCCGCGCGCAUCGCCAACAUCGUCGACACGGGCUCCACCACCGUGGGCAAGCGCUACGCGCGCACCGACGAGAUCGGCGUGCCCUUCGCGGUCACGGUCGACUUCGCGACGCUGCAGGACGGCACGGUGACGCUGCGGGAGCGGGACAGCAUGGUGCAGGUGCGCCUGCCGUCGGAUGAGGUGCCGGAGGUGAUCGGGGGGCUGGUGCGGGAGGCCACGUCGUGGGAGCAGGUGGUGGAGAGGUACCCGGAGCAGGCGGCCGCGGGGGAGGGGAGCUGA